Messenger RNA from Oryctolagus cuniculus (rabbit), 1553 nucleotides. NCBI's taxonomy places the organism in Eukaryota, Metazoa, Chordata, Mammalia, Lagomorpha, Leporidae. The record is from RefSeq and is a predicted model, not a curated record.
AUGCCGCUCCGCUCCGGUUCUAGGUUUGGGAAGCCAGCGACAUUGAACCGAACCGCUGCGCGCUGCCGGCUGCGGUCUCUGGGCGCCGCUGGAGACGCGGAGGCGGCCGAGGACACGGAGAGCCGGGUCCCAGGGCGCACUCUGGCGAAUCGGCUCGGGGUCUGCAGCUCGGACGCUGGCCCGGCUGCUCUCGGCGAGAGGGAAGUCGAGCCGGGACGCCGGCUCCAGGCGCGCCGCGCUGCCUGGGCGCCCGGACCUCCGAGGGGCCUGCGGUCUGCGGGGAUCUGUCCAGAGUCUCGCGGGGCUGGAGCGGCGACCCCGGCGGCCCGGCGUGCGCAGGACGCUGCAGGACUGGGCCCGGCUUUCGAAGCCUGGAAAUGGAGCCCGCCUCGCUGCGGGUUUCCGUUCGUCUGCUUGGGCCUAGUGGCCUCGUUGCAGAAGCGGGACCCAUUCCACGGCAGCGUGGGAGCUGGCGGAGCUCUCAGUGGAUCAGACGCCAAGCCCCAGCGCUCCGCGAGGAGGAAGGUGGGGCCACCUACCGCGUUAUGGCUGUGCUGUCACCCGGGGGCCGGGCGGAGCACGCGCGGCCUCCCUGCUCCCAUCCCCCACCCGUCACAGGACGUCGCUGUCCGAACUCGGGACCGAGGGACUGGCCGUCGCUGCACAGCCGCUCUGAAUGUCUGUCAGGUAUUCGUAGAUGCCCCUGUCGGCUGUUCCCGAGCGCGGGGCUGCGGCCUGGGUGCCCGCCCAGGCUCCCGAGCGCCGUGCCGCGUGCUGCGGCUCUUGCCGCCCUGCUGCCGGGGUAUGAAGACUGAGGCCCAGAGAGCUUCAGAUCUUGGACACUUCCUGCUUAGAACAAGUGACAAGGCUGGCAUCAUCAGCAAGGUCUUUUGAGUGCAAGCCCAAUGUGCUUUCUGUUGUCCCUAAGGCCAGAGUCAAUAGAGUGUGUGAGUUAAUUGUGAGUCACUUAUGCACACAGAAUCAUUGAAUAUCGGAGGUUUUCUUCACUCUCUUCCAUUGACCUAAGAAACUAAUAGUUCUCUGAGUUUUUUUUUUUUUUUUUAAAUAGGGAAGACAAUUUUCUGUUCUGGAUCAGCAAGUACGUCUCAGGCAGAGAUGAGGAGAAAAGGUUACUGAAUGUUUCUUGUCUUUGUCCUCUCGGUUCCCCAUGAUAUCAUAAGACACCAGAUAUUCCUUAGGUAAUUCUUGUUAUCAAAAUCUCAUAAGAAACAGUCCUAUUACUGUUCAUGCUCAAACUUAAACCUCCAAAGGCAUAAGACAAGAGAUACCAUAAGCAAGGUUAGGAAACAGUUAUUUGUUCAUAAGCAACAAAAAGAUUAAUAUCUAGAAUUUAUAAGUAAAUGCACAAACCAGUAAAAAAAGACAACCCAGUAGAAAAAUGGCUAAAGAAUAUAAUAGGAAGCUUGUAGUAGAGUACAUGCAAACAAUGGAGUAUAUGAAGAAAAAAUAUAUUCAGUCUAAUUAGUAAAUAUAAACAAAACAAUGGCAUGUCACUAUAAAUGUGACAAAAGAAAAUGAAGUGGCAGGGUUGU